Messenger RNA from Oppia nitens, 1306 nucleotides. Its product is annotated as G-protein coupled receptor dmsr-1-like. Gene Ontology annotation, biological process: G protein-coupled receptor signaling pathway. The transcript has 4 exons. Bases 47 to 1300 code for a protein of 417 amino acids. Gene Ontology annotation, cellular component: membrane. The record is from RefSeq and is a predicted model, not a curated record. Lineage: Eukaryota; Metazoa; Arthropoda; Arachnida; Sarcoptiformes; Oppiidae. Gene Ontology annotation, molecular function: G protein-coupled peptide receptor activity.
AUAUUGAAUCUCUAGUGAACGUCGCAUAUGAUUAUCAGAUGAGAGGAUGUCAUCCGAUUCAAUGAUUGUAUUGCAAGUAUCAGUCACUCAACAAAUUGAUGAAAUGAACAAUCAAUCCAACAAUUCGUUUGCAUUUUCCGAUGAAAACGAUCAACAGUUUUAUGGCUUAGAGUUGACCCGAUUUUCAGAGUUUUAUCGACCAAUUCAUGGUUACCUUAGUUUAGCUGUUUGUGUGUUUGGUAUUAUAGCCAAUGUGCUCAACAUAAUUGUCUUAACGAGGAAAAACAUGUUGUCGGCGACGAACUGCAUAUUGACAGCAAUGGCCGUAUCGGACGUCUGUGUAAUCGCGUCAUACAUUCCGUUCGCAAUCCAUAACUUUAUUCGCACCGAAACAGAGGUCGAAGUGUUUUACGCAUACGGGUGGGCCCUCUUCACCCUCUUUCACGCCCACUUCACUGUCGUUUGUCACACCAUUUCAAUAUGGCUUACAGUAAUUCUCGCCUUUUGGAGAUAUCUCGCCAUAAGAUCUCCAACAAGUAGUAAGACGUGGUGCUCAAUGAGUCGGGCAAAGUAUGCCAUACUCUGCGCCUAUCUAUUUGUUCCCAUUUCUUGUUUACCACUAUUUCUGUCAUUUACUAUCAGUGACUUUGCUCUCGAAGACAAACCAAAUCAGACAUUCUUUAAAGUGGAUUUCAGCUCAAUUGCCGUACAAAACAAUGAAUUGUUACAAAAGCUAAACUUUUGGGUGUUUAGUGUACUCUUAAAAUUAAUUCCCUGUGUUUUGCUAACAAUACUUAGUUUAGCACUAAUAAGAGUCUUAGUGGAGGCAAACAAACGAAAACAGAGACUCUUGUCAUCCAAUAUUGCGCUAAAAAAUAACUCAAAUUUAAACACAAACUCAUUGGUGACGACCAGUAAUACGUCUCCGAAGAAUAGUUGCGAGAAAACUGUCGGCCGUAACGCCAGUCAACAAACCAGCGAUCGGACGACCAAAAUGUUGGUCGCAAUACUUAUCAUGUUUUUGGUUUGUGAGUUCCCCUCCGGUAUAUUAGCCCUAUUGAGUGGCAUAUUUGGUAAAGUAUUCUUCAACAAUGUGUACAACAAAUUUGGUGAUCUCAUGGAUAUGUUAGCAUUAAUCAACUCAGCCGUCAAUUUUGUCCUCUACUGUCUUAUGUCACAACAGUUUCGUAAAACAUUUACUAAAUUAUUUUGUAUGAAAAAUGAAAUUGAAAUUAACAGACACUCCUAUCAUUUGGCACAGUCUGUCAAUACUAAUACAUGUAAUACAGCUUGUGUUUAGACAGUC